This is a messenger RNA of Rhodamnia argentea, 733 nucleotides long. Its product is annotated as berberine bridge enzyme-like 8. The transcript has a single exon. Gene Ontology annotation, molecular function: oxidoreductase activity; flavin adenine dinucleotide binding. The record is from RefSeq and is a predicted model, not a curated record. Lineage: Eukaryota; Viridiplantae; Streptophyta; Magnoliopsida; Myrtales; Myrtaceae. Bases 1 to 615 code for a protein of 204 amino acids.
AUGCGAUUAGUGACCUUGGACGGCAUCCGAUUGAUGAGUUGGGUCGAGUCCACGCUCUACUGGACCAGUUUCCCGAUCGGGACUCCAGUGGAUGCUUUGCUUUCGCGCACGCCGCAAGUCUUGACACAUUUGAAGAGAAGGUCCGACUACGUGAAGCAGAUCAUACCGAAGGAUGGAUUGGAGCUGAUUUGGAGGAGGAUGAUCGAGCUCGAAAGGCCGGUGUUGACCUUCAACCCUUACGGAGGCAAGAUGGGCGAGAUUCCCGCGACCAACACCCCAUUUCCGCAUAGGGCCGGGAACCUAUGGAAGAUACAGUACGCGACAAAUUGGGACGAGGAUGGGGACGAGGCGGCACGGCACUACAUCGAGCUGACGAGGAAGCUCUAUCGUUACAUGACGCCCUUUGUGUCGAAGAACCCGAGAGAAGCGUUCUUGAAUUAUAGGGACCUUGAUCUGGGGAUUAACCACAAUGGAGACGAGAGCUACGAGGAAGGGAAAGUGUACGGGGUGAAGUACUUCAAGGGCAAUUUCAACAGGUUGGUGGAGAUAAAGACCAAAGUCGAUCCUGGUAAUUUCUUCAGAAACGAGCAGAGCAUUCCGGUUCUUCCCCGGUGAAAAAGAAAGUGGAAGCGCCCAAUAAAUAAUAAUUGCAUUUCUGCUGAUCCUUUAGACACUUCAUUAGUUCAGAGAUUUGUAAGUUUGUAUUGGCGAAUAAAGCAGAAUUUGUGAAUGA